AUGGCGUCUGGAGAAGACGCAGUUGGUGAUUCGGUCACAAUGCAGCUUUUAUCGAAGUACAACGACCACAUUUCUGAACGAGACGAGAGUCUGGCAGAGUUUGAGAGGAAAGAAGACGAAUCAAGCCAGCCCAGCUAUGACGAGCUCUUGAAAGAGAACGUUAAGCUUAGACUCCAGUUGCAAGAAUCCGAAACAGAGCUCAUUAGCCUGAGAAAAUUUGUGGAGGUGCUCAAAUCAGACCGUAGCGUGCAGUUCGAAUCAGUUAGGCAACAGCUGGUGGUGGAGGAAGACGCACCCAAAGAACCAGUGCUUCCACCGCGAUCUGCGGAAAGGAAGCGUAACGCCAAGAACCUGAGCCUAAAUUCCGCCAGUGACUCAGCAAUUUCCGAGCCCAAGUCGCGUAAUCUUCUGUCUCCUGCAGAUAUAGGCCUCAGGAAAAACAUUUCUAACAGCUACAAUACACCCGUGCUCCAGCAGCCUGUUGCUCAAGAACACGUUCUCUCGCCGAAGGAGCUCGAUCGCAUCCGAAGAUCUAGCUCUUCGUACUCGAAUGUCGUAGCAGCCAGUCCUGCCACCUCGGUUGCCUACACGACGUCCAGAAUAUCGCCUUCGAAAAGUAACAAGCAUGACGCGAAAGAUGACGAAUCGGCGAGUGCUGCCGUGGAAAAAGGUGCGGCUAUGCGUCAGUAUGUCAAGGGCAUCUCGGGCUCAACAAGUGAAGGUUUCAACUCGCCACUGAGACAAGUUUCCAGCAGCAAUAGUCAUCAAAAUCUGUCCGAACACUCAUCGCGAAAAGCAUACCCUAAGAGCCCAGUCCCUAAUUUGCUCGCAACGGAAGAGAAAGCAGCCGAUUUCUCUCCUUCUUCAAAGCGAAAUUUCAACAACUUUGUCGAAAUGUUAGACUCCUCUUUCGAAACUGAGGAUCCCUCCUCUUCUCAAACUAGAAGGUUGGACCAGCAAAGUGGAUCACGAGCAUUAGGCUCGCCAGUCACCCUAAGAAAAGCUCCCAAUUCACCCCAAUUAGAGCAAAGCCCACGAAACUCCAUCAGACCAUCAAACGCUUCGAUUGAGGGACGAUCUUUCGCAACAACUGUUCCAUCCUCAGUCGCAUCGCAAAACAUAUCCUCACAAGAUCAACAGUCUCCAAGAUCUUUCAGUACCAAAAGCUUUCCUACUGUAAGUGGUGACACCAACUCUAUUACAAUUCAGUCAACAAAUAACACAUCGACGCCGUCGGUCACAGAUACACAAAGCGUCGUAUCCGAUAUUCCGCUCUUUUUGCAACCCAACGAGCUCAACACUAUCAGGAUUGAAAUCAUAAGUACCUUGCAUCGUGAUCAAGACAGGUUCUGUGACGACAACUUCAUACUCUUCAGUGUCAUCGACAAGCAGUCAGCAAAGGACAUUUUCAGGUUCGCCAAAACCAUCGAUCGCGUGUACGAGUUGGAUGUUUACCUAAAAUGUCAUAUGGACACCAUCAUGCUCCCGCCGCUACCAGAAAAACAGCUAUUUGAAUCAAAUUCUCCAGUCAAGAUAGACUACAGAAGAGAGAAGCUCAACGAUUAUUUCAACUGUCUUUAUGGUUCUUCGAAUGUCCUUCCAAUAGUUGCGCUGAAAAUGGCUAAAUUCAUAAGUACGGGAACUGUUAUGAAUUCAAUUAUUGGAGAAUACGCGAAGGAAGGUGUUCUGCUUAUGCGUAAAAGCAAGGCCUUGGGCACUCCCAACAACUGGCGUCUCACAUACGCGGUCCUGAAUGGUGGUAUCUUAUCACUCUUGGACAGAGGACAAAUCUCUGAGAGUAUCAAAGUACAUAAUGCCGUCAUCGAGCUCCAGGCUAAUUUGCCGGACGAUAGGUAUGGUACUAAGAAUGGUUUUAUUGUAAUCGUGCCCAAAAAAAGCGGUCUUUCCAGCGGCACCAAAUACUAUUUCUGUUGUGAAAGUCCGAAAGAAAGAGAGGCUUGGGUCUCGAAUCUCACCGAGUUUGUGGAGGCACCAAUUCUCUCCAAUAGCUCUACUUACACAAAGUCUGAAAACUCAAGCAUGUUAGAGCAUUACAGUGCAAGUAACGACGUGCCCUCAGAUUCAACUUCAAGUUACAUUGGUCCUAUGGCGAACCUUCAACCUCCAGCAAACGUUUUGCCUGCUUCUAACGCUGACGCGGUACCUACAGAUGAUGAAAGAGAAACUAAACGUAGUCGAAUGAGAAGUUUCUUUCCAUUCAAAAGAGUGAAUGUCUCUCAGAUUCCAACUGAUAGUGACUUGAACACGGAUGGAAGUGUGUCAGAAGAGCUUUCAAUAGCGAAGACGUUACAUUCCAUGGACUUGGCUGACGAAGUUUCAACAAACAAGAUUUUCGGUUCAGAUUUGAACAAGUGUUUAUCAUUGAGUUCUCAGCUAUACCAAGGCGAGUACAAAAUACCCAGCGUGGUUUACCGAUGCCUGGAAUAUCUGUAUCGCAACCAUGGCAUCGAAGAGGAAGGAAUUUUCCGGAUAAGCGGCUCAACUGUACUGAUCAAGUCGUUACAAGAGCAGUUUGAUAGGGAACACGAUGUGGACCUUUGUAACUUCAACAAAACAGUUGUCACAGAAGAAACUCAAAACUCCUACAGCACUGGGCUCGUUGAUGUGAACACAGUCACUGGAUUGUUAAAACUCUACUUGCGGCAGAUGCCUCACUCAAUCUUUGGUGAACGCAUGUUUUCUGCUUUCAAAGAUGUCAUCGAAUUCAAAGGGAUAACACCCAGCCAGAUAGCAGUAGAAUUUCGUCGACUUGUCCAUUCGGAUGAAAUGCCAUUCGAAAAUCUAUCGCUAAUGUUUGUUUUGUUCGAAUUAUUGGUAAAAAUCAAUCAAAAAAGCUCUUUCAACAAGAUGAACCUACGAAACCUGUGCAUCGUAUUUUCGCCCACUUUGAACAUACCGGUAAAUGUGAUUCAACCGUUCGUUGUUGAUUUCAACUGCAUAUUUGAAAACAAAGAUCCUAUAAGCGAUUCUUCGAGGGAACAACUGAUAGUAAGUAUACCCCAAAUGUAA
This is a messenger RNA of Lachancea meyersii CBS 8951, 3030 nucleotides long. NCBI's taxonomy places the organism in Eukaryota, Fungi, Ascomycota, Saccharomycetes, Saccharomycetales, Saccharomycetaceae. The record is from the annotation of a GenBank genome assembly.